Messenger RNA from Haliotis rubra (blacklip abalone), 5180 nucleotides. RefSeq names its product ras and EF-hand domain-containing protein-like. The record is from RefSeq and is a predicted model, not a curated record. Gene Ontology annotation, molecular function: calcium ion binding; GTPase activity; GTP binding. The transcript is spliced from 17 exons. Bases 1586 to 3865 code for a protein of 759 amino acids. NCBI's taxonomy places the organism in Eukaryota, Metazoa, Mollusca, Gastropoda, Lepetellida, Haliotidae.
UACAAUAGAAAUGGCAAACCUGAAAGACCAGUUCGAGUUCAUGUCAUUUUUAUAGGUGUACGUUAUUUCAUACCGUUGUGGACUGGAUCUUGUUGUGAGAUUUCAUCUCAGCAUUCACAAGACGCGGACAUACCUUUGGAUCCACACCCGGAACGAAGCUAGAAACAGUCGUUGUUCUGCCAACCCGUAUCAACGGGAACCGUAGCUGCCAGCUGGAGUGAUGCAACGUGACCGUUUUCGGAGUCUCUACCAGGAAUAAUAACUCAACGGAAUGGAUUUCUACUUCACUACGUUUCUACGGAAUAUUUUGUCUUUGAGAAUUUUGAACCAUGUACCAUUUUGCAACCUUGCGUUAUCUACGCUUAUCUACAUGGGUCAUUAACAGUUAUUUAUAGAUAUGUCCACGGGACGUGUGAUUCUAGGAUGUCUAUGGGGACGUCUAAAUUGGUAAGAAAACAUUUGUAAUCUGGUGUGGACGAUCGGCUGAAAAAUGAUGUGAAAAUCGCCUUUCUGAACAUUGAGCUUCGUUGAAUCACAUAAAGAACCAACAAAACAAGCCAGGGUGUAGACAAUCUGUCAUUUGGAACAAUAGCCACUUGGCAUUGUCCUUGAGCAAAACUUUCUUCGUCGCGGGAACCCGACUGUCAGUGAAGAUAAUGUUGUGACGCUGAGGUGCACACAAAGCCCCAGAACGAGGUGUUGACACAGGGGCUGUUACGUCGUCAGUGAACCGUGUCGGAUCUCGCUUGUUCUCUGAUUGGGCAUUGUGGUCGUAUUAGUGGGUUUCUACAUCAGCGGCUUCUUCCUGCAUCCUUACACACCCUCCUGACGGGAUCAGUAGCAGCAACCGCUGACCUGCAGCAGCUCGGAUGCUCUGUGAGGUAUUCAUUUAGACUUUUAGAGCGUGUGUAUUGAUCACAAGCGUAUUGGAACAUACAGGAGGAGCUUGACAAGAAGGUACAAGCGAUAUACGCCAAUGCGCCAUAAGGUACAGGUGUGGUCGGAGUGAAAGACACAUUUGGAAUACACAGUGCAGGCUUUUUGUCCAACAGGUGCUCAGCACUUUAACAGUUGAACUCGGGUUUGUUAUACGAUACAUACACGUGUUGUCUUAUAACUUAUCUUUGUUGUGUGUUGUGGUACUGAACGAGACUUAAAAACUGAGGACAUUCACAAGCGGUGUCGUCUGCUUACAGUAUUUGCCUUCAAGGUGUAAACUAUUCUCGUUUGACCUGACCUCGAUCUUCAGUCAGACUUCGAGAGUUUUAGAUAGAAUACAGACAGGCUGUCGCGUGUGCUUGUCAAUGACAGACUGAAGAUCUGUUUGCUGUGUGUUUAGAGGGUCUCGUAAACGAUUUCUGACUAUCAUUCACGUGUGUGUACGUUAACAACGACGCUUGCCUGGAGAUACUGCAUAUUGUGUAGAUAUUUAUUUGUUUACAAAACUUGUAUAAAUUUCACCGACCGGCCUUGGCUUAACAUGGCCGAUAGUAACUAAAUCGGGAGUUUACUUUUUCAAGCGGAAUGACACACAGGAGACUGAGGGAGGCAGACGACAUUAGUUUGAAUGAUCUGAUCUUCUGGGAUGGCACAUGAGCCAGUCUCGCCGGAAUUAAAUACGCUGUGUGGUGCUUUGAAACUUCACGAUCCGAACCAAUCCAUUACCAAGGGACAACUCGCAGACAUCUCCCAAGUACUGCGGCUAUCCUCGGACGAGCUUGACAUCAUCUUCGACGCUCUGGACCACGACCACAAGGGGCAUAUAACAUUAGAGGACUUGAAGUUUGAAAUAGCGGACAAUAAAAGUUCCACUCCAACAAAAAGACGCGUUUCUCAAGGAUAUACAACUUGGAGGGACAGCAGAGCAUACCUGAACUUAUCCCCGGAGGAAUUAGAUGUUGCCGUUUUAUCGGAGUCUAGCCAGGAGCAGGUGAUCGAGCUGUACCAGGCUCUGCACGCCAGCGAGAACCCAGAGCUUCUGACUCAGUUCGAGAACAUCAUCCUGGGGGUCAUCAAGGACAUCCGGGUCUACCAGCAGGAGAAUGACAGGCUGGAGAAGACCUACAAGAGGGAGAAGGAACAGCAUGAACGCCAUCUGCGGAGUCUGGAGGAUGAGAUGGAUGUCCACACACAGAAGGUGGAGGAACGAGUUAAAAAGGCGGAGAUGGAAAGAUCCGACCAGGAGAAAGCGGAGUUGAAACAGUUGAUGGACGCCGAGAUAGCCAUGUUGCAGCAGAAUCUAAAGAGGAUGCAGAGCGAGGGUAUCGAUAAGGUAGGCCGGGAGACAGAGGAGUAUAUGUUAAGUCUGAAGACGCGUCUGGAGGAGUAUCAGCUCGAGAACAGACAGCUUAGGAGUGAGCUGACAGACACACAGACCAACCUGGCUCUGAUCAAGGGGGAGCUGGUCUCCACGAAGCAGCAGUUCCAGGAGAAGAGUCGGGAAUUAGACGUAGAGAGGACGACAGUGAUGGACUGCAUCAGAGAACAAGAUAACCUCACUCGUCAGCUUCACAUAUUACACGAGACCAACAAGAAGCUUCUCGACGCAAACGAUAAUCUGCGAGAAUGCCUGGAGACGUCUCAAAAUAAACUGACUUGCCAUAAACGGACGCUGUCCAAUGAUUCUGCGGCCAGUGGACGCAGCACAUCGCCCCGACCCCCCAGGAAAGGCUCUGUGAUGAGUGACUACUUCGAAAACACCUGUCCUCCACAAUACCUCCGAGCUGUCAGUGUCAACUCCUCGCUGGCCGAGGAGCUGUGUGAAUCGGAACACAAUGUGAUGCAGAUGACGACAGUGUCUCCAUUACGACGAUUCCGGCACUUGGAGAGCUGUGAAGAUGAGGAAAUAGUCGUGGGCUUUUCAGACAGUGGCCAUUCCACCAUGCGCGACUACAACGAACCUGACACCGAGUCGGAGUGUCUGAGUUACGAGAGUGAUGUCCGGUCACUGCCCCGGAGGCCGAAGAGGUUGAAGCCAGGCAAUAUGUUGGAGGAGGAGGAGUUCGACUCCCACGACGAGAUGGAAACUGACGCAGAGACCACCAUAGAGAGAUCAGAGGCCGAAAUGUUUAAGAACAUGCAGAGUAAACGUCUCAGCUCCUCCGGAAGUCGAGGGUCACGUGGUAGUCUCCGAUCUUUGCCGACCAGUGACACCGGAAAUACCCGGCCUCCGAAAGGAAAUCGCGGAUCCACAAGACGACAGAUGCAGACAUCUCCCGAACAGCUACUCAGCGUCAAGGUGUCCAAGGAGCCGGAGAGGAUGUACAAGGUGGUCCUGGCCGGAGAUGCUGCGGUCGGCAAGUCCAGCUUCAUCAUGAGACUGUGCAAGGGCAAAUUCGUCAACAACCUCAGCUCCACACUGGGCGUGGACUUCCAGACCAAAGUGAUUGAAGUUGAUGGCCGGACCAUCGCCCUUCAGCUUUGGGACACCGCUGGACAGGAAAGAUUCCGGAGUAUCGCCAAGUCCUACUUCCGGCGUGCCGACGGCGUUCUGCUGCUGUAUGACUGCACCUACGAGCGUUCCUUCCUCAACGUCCGCGAUUGGGUGGAAGCUGUGGAGGCAUCUCAGGAUGGCGCCAUGAAGAAAAUACCUAUCAUGUUCUGUGCCAACAAGACCGACAUCAGGGACGAGAUGCAGCAACAGGGACGACGAGUUGUCCGAUUUGAAGACGGGUCAAGGCUGUCAAGGGAAUGUGAAGGAUUGUUUAUCGAAACCAGUGCUAAGGAUGGAUCAAAUAUACAAGAGGCAGUCAUAGAACUGACUAGAUUACUGCGAACGAAUGAGGACAUAGAGGUGAAAAAUGUGGGUAUGCAGCUGCAAGAUAUGAAGACGGUGAAGAAAAGCACCUCCUGCUGCAGUCGAUAAGGCGGAAAGACACACAGACAGACGGACGUUUAGUGCAAUGUGGGAUGUCGCAAUUCCAGGCAUAUAUCUGUUUUAUUCAAACUGAAACUGGUGUGACACAGAAUGUGGACACAGUGUAAAUAUCAAACGUUAUUUUCUUAUAAAUACGUCAAGAAGACCCCUGUGAGAAAUCCUGUAAAUCUGGAUGACCUUUCUCCCGGACAACCCUGUUACAUAUUCCAGAAGAUGAUUGGGGAAUCCUCACUUUUUAAAGGAAGCCAUUGAGCGGUGCAUGAGGAUGGAAGUUCUACAUCAACACGUGACCAAAUUACGUCACAAAGAAGUUUCCCUUCUGCACUCGGCACCAGCGUUACGACAACCAGUUCAGACCGGUCAGGAAAAACCAGUGAUGCUAAAAGUUGAACCACAUUGUCAGCCUCGUUCUGUGAUCAGCAGCGCUUGAAUUUUUGAUCGAUGGGGUCAUUUAAUCCGGAAGUUUGAUCACCGGACGAGUCCACUGGGAAUGUUAACGGGGUUGUACUGUACAUAUCCGCUUACUAUGAGGUCAGUGGAACAUUCCAGCAUUAUAUGCAAGCACAUCUAUUCCAACCAUGUAUGCUUAUUAUAAGACACCCAUAUCCAGUUCACGUGCUUUAAGAUUCCCCAGUCUUGCUUAAACUGGCUCUUUUUAAGUGCUUCCAUAUCAGAUACAUGUAUAUACCAUUGUGUCUUGUAUAGCGUUGCUUAUGUGUUUUGGUGUUGCUUGUCUCACUGAUUAGCAAUUUGUGCAUUGAUUUGCAAAAUAUAAUGCAUAAUUUAUUUUUACAUAUGUAUGUGUUAUCGUGACCAGUAUAUUGAAAUGGUAUGUAUUGUACAUGUAUCUAGUUUUCUUAGUACAUGCUACAUGUGUAAUAGUCCCAUUUUUUAACUGAAACGUGUAGUCAGUGUUAUUAAACCCAACUCAUAGCUUCGUAAAGUUUCCAAAUUAUCACAGUUGGUAUGUAUGUAAAUAACACACAUAUGUUUUGAUACUGGUGUUUUACCUGAUAUUUUUAUCUUAUAGUUUUAUUCAUUAUAGUUUUAGGAUAAAAUAAUAUCAUUCUGUUUUGUACAUGAUCUUGUAAAUAACGGGACUAAUAUGUUUAAAUUCCAUAUCUAAUCUCCGUGUUUACGAAGGAUCUCAUGACUUCCGGUUCGGCGUGGAACAUACUGUUUACGAGGGGGAAAUAUCACCAAGGUAUUCAUAUUUCUUUGUAGAAAUGUCUAAAUAUGGAUAUGUCAGUUGAUAAAAACUCUAACACCCCUGGAAAUAGUUUGCUCAAAGGAUGUUCGAAAA